ACAAGAAAAGGUUUUGUCUAUUUUUGUGGGACAGUGUUGUAGGGAGAAAAAAGGAGACUUUCUGAGUUGGGUUUCAUUUUUUAUUUUCUUCUUUUUUUAUUCCCUCUUUUGGCCUUCCAAUUAAUAUUCCCCAUCUUCAUAUUAUCUUCUUCAGUGAGAGAGCCAGAGAGAUUUGCAGUUGCAGAGAGAAAUGGAGAAGGCUUUGACCAAAGUUGGGAGUUUUUGGAUGUCCCAAAAGGCCAAGCAAGAGAUCUCCCACAUCACUGAUGACUUAUCCUCUUUGUCGAGCACGGUGGAGGAGAAGGCCAAGUGGUUCAUCAACAAGCUAAAAGGGAAGCCGUCGAAGGCCUUGACAGAUCUCCUCCGAGAUUACAACCUACCUCCAGGUCUCUUCCCCCAGAACAUAAUAUGCUAUGAGUUCGACGAGACAAAGGGCAAGCUCAUCGUAUACUUGCCUUCUCCUUGCGAAGUCUGCUUCAAGAAUUCAUCAGUCGUGAGGUACGCGAAUCGGGUCAAAGCGACCUUGUCGAGAGGAAAACUUACAGCGAUCGAAGGAAUGAAGACAAAAGUGCUAGUGUGGGUCAAAGUGACCGGGAUCAAUAUGGAGAGCUACAAGUCCGAUAAGAUAUGGUUCACCGCCGGCGUAAAAAAAUCUCAGCCUCGGGAUGCUUAUGAAUUGGCUCGGAAUGCCGUUAAGGUCGAAGAAUUCUGAGGGUGCUGUAACGCUGAAUUGUGAGCUUUACUUUGUUCAUGAAAACUGCCUCCUGAUGCAUGUACAUAUGUAUCUUUUGAUAAUCCUUAUCGUCCUCGUCCUACUGCAUUAGUAUAGAGUAUGUGCUUAAAGUUGUGCAGUGCAGGUUCGGAAUUUCUUUAAUGACUAUGACUUUUGUUCGGUUUUCAGGGUACAAUAUAUAAAAUCAUAUUAUAUCAA
Messenger RNA from Punica granatum (pomegranate), 931 nucleotides. NCBI's taxonomy places the organism in Eukaryota, Viridiplantae, Streptophyta, Magnoliopsida, Myrtales, Lythraceae. The record is from RefSeq and is a predicted model, not a curated record.